Clarias gariepinus (North African catfish) is the source of this 1717-nucleotide messenger RNA. Its product is annotated as E3 ubiquitin/ISG15 ligase TRIM25-like. The coding region runs from base 10 to 1692 and encodes 560 amino acids. NCBI's taxonomy places the organism in Eukaryota, Metazoa, Chordata, Actinopteri, Siluriformes, Clariidae. Gene Ontology annotation, molecular function: protein binding; zinc ion binding. The transcript is spliced from 6 exons. The record is from RefSeq and is a predicted model, not a curated record.
UGCAGUACAAUGGCAGAAGUAAGUAUUUCAGUAGACAAAUUUUCAGUGGAUCACUUCAGCUGUCCAGUGUGUCUGGAUCUCCUCAAAGAUCCACUAGCUAUUCCCUGCGGUCACAGUUACUGUAAGGUGUGUAUUAAUGACUUCUGGGAUCGUGAGGAUGUGAAGGGUGUCUACAGUUGUCCUCAGUGUAGAGAGACUUUCACUCCAAGACCUGUUCUACACAGGAACAACAUGCUGGCUGAAGUGGUGGAGAAACUGAAGAAGGCUGAACUCCAAGCUGCUUCUCCUACUCACUCUUACGCUGGACCUGGAGAUGUGGAGUGUGAUUCCUGCACCGGGAGAAAACGCAAAGCUGUUAAUUCCUGUCUGGUGUGUCAGGCAUCCUAUUGUAAAGACCAUCUUCAACCUCACUAUCAGUCUCCUGCCUUUAAGAAGCACAAGUUAGUGGAAGCCUGUGAGCUCCAAGAGAAGAUCUGCUCUCAGCAUGACAAACCGAUUGAGAUCUACUGUCGUACUGACCAAAGCUUCAUCUGUUACUUGUGUACGAUGGAAGAACAUAAAGGUCACGAUACUGUUUCAGCUAAAGCGGAGCGAAAUGUAAAACAGGGAGAGCUAGAGGAGGAGCAGAUGAAAUUUCAGCAGAAGAUCCAGAAGAAACAGAAGGAGAUGCAGAAGCUGAAACAGAAAGUGGACACUAUUAAAAUGCAUUCACAGGCAGCAGUAGUUGAGAGUGAGAGGAUCUUUACUGAGCUGAUCAGCCUUAUGGAGAAAAAGCGCUCGGAGGUGACGGAGCUGAUCAGAGCUCAGGAGAAAGCUGAACUGAGUCGAGCUGAACGACUCCUGAAGCAACUGGAGCAGGAGAUUCCUGAUCUUAAGAGGAGAGUCACUGAGCUGGAGCAGCUUUUACACACACACGAUCACAUCCACUUCCUCCAGAGUUUCCCGUCUCUCUGUGUUUCUCCUGGAUGUGAGGACUCACUCAGCUUGACUGUCAAUCAACAUCUCUCAUUUGAUGGAGUGAGGAAAUCUCUCUCAGAUCUGAAAAAACAAGUCGGGGAAAUCUGUGAGGAGGAAUUCAACAAAAUCUGUCCAAAAGCUGCAGCAGCUCGGAUGAUUUUACUCUCAGAACCAAAGAGCAGAGAAGAUUUAAUGCAAUAUUUCUGUUUUCUGACUCUGGAUCCCAACACAGCACAUCAUCAACUCAUUCUGUCUGAGACGAACAGAUCAGUGACAUGCAGUGAGACACACCAUCAAUACUCUGAUCAUCCAGAGAGAUUUGACUCCAGGACGCAGGUGUUGUGUAAGGAGAAGGUGUGUAAGCGCUGUUACUGGGAGGUGGAGUGGAGCGGUUAUGCUGUGGACAUAUCAGUCUCAUAUAAAGAGAUCAGUAGGAAAGAACAGGGUGAUGAGUGUGGGUUUGGACUCAACAGUCAGUCCUGGAGUCUGGCAUGUUCUUACUACGCUGUCUCUUUCUGGCACAACAACAUUCAAACUAAGCUUGAAGGUCCAGUAUCCUCGAAGAUAGGAGUGUAUGUGGAUCACAGUGCAGGAACUCUGUCCUUUUACAGCAUCUCUGACACGAUGAGUCUCCUCCACAGAGUCCACACCACAUUCACUCAGCCUCUGUACGCUGGGUUCUGGAUAUGGGGUUAUAACUCAACUUUGAGGUUAUGUGAUGCAAUGAAAAAAUGAAAUAUUGGUAAAAAAAAAUUUGAAC